GGUGACAGGCGGGCGCUCUAGCCCUCUCCCCCGGAAGUCUCCGUGACCGCAGCCCGCGCCGCGUUGCAGAGUGGGUAGCCGCUGUCAGCAGCUGCAGCAGCCAUGGCGUCCCGUGCCCUCUGUGUGUGUGUCCGCUCAGCGCUCCGUCCCCUCCCCCGCCGCUCCCUACCGGCCCUGGGCACCAGCACGCCGGCCUGCAGGCAGCGCUCCACCCUGGCCAGGCCCUCCGCCACCGGCGCCCCGGUGCUCGCCACACAGGUGUCCAACUCCUUAUUUCGGUCAUGUCGCCAGUACAGCGGUGCACCCCCCCUCACCCUGGAGGGUAUUUCCGAGCGGGUUUUAUAUGUACUGAAGUUGUACGAUAAAGUGGAUCCAGAUAAGCUCGCAAUCAACUCUCAUUUCAUGAAAGACCUGGGAUUGGAUAGUUUGGACCAAGUUGAGAUAAUCAUGGCAAUGGAGGACGAGUUUGGCUUUGAGAUUCCGGAUGCUGAUGGUGAGAAGCUCAUGACUCCACAGGAGAUAGUAGAUUACAUUGCAGAUAAAAAGGAUGUGUAUGAAUGAAAUACACGUGUCAAUCUCUCCGUUCUUUGUAGCUGGGAUGGGCGAGCUCUGACCUCGCCUGCAUGCUGUGGCGCCAUGACUGCAGUCACCACCUCUUCCAGGAUCCUGUAUUUAAACUGUCUGAAUGUGUUGGCCUUUAAUAAAUGUAAAACAAAAAACUG
This is a messenger RNA of Pseudophryne corroboree (corroboree frog), 722 nucleotides long. RefSeq names its product NADH:ubiquinone oxidoreductase subunit AB1 (gene NDUFAB1). Bases 103 to 561 code for a protein of 152 amino acids. NCBI's taxonomy places the organism in Eukaryota, Metazoa, Chordata, Amphibia, Anura, Myobatrachidae. Gene Ontology annotation, molecular function: acyl binding; acyl carrier activity. Gene Ontology annotation, biological process: fatty acid biosynthetic process. The transcript has 5 exons. Gene Ontology annotation, cellular component: mitochondrion. The record is from RefSeq and is a predicted model, not a curated record.